CCUUGAUCGUACGGUUGCAUACGGAAGUAGUCACAUGACAGUCAGGCGAUCACGCGAGGGAAGGCUGUGAUCAGAGGAAGAUUUGUUUGCCAAGAAAAUGGAAUCGAAGCUAUUAACUGUUGCUGUUUUGUUUGGAGUCUUGUCCAUAGUUCACAGCCAAGGACCACAAUGGAAGCCUUGUGACUCUUCCAAGUAUGAAGGUGUGGUGGCUACAGUUGGCACUAAUGCCACAGUUACUGGCGGUGUAGUGCAACUCGUGAAAGGCACUGGUGUUAUUUUUGAUGUGUCAUUCAAGACAAACAUUGAAGUCACAAGUGCAACAGCUGUGGUUCACGGAAUAAUUGCUGGUGUGCCGGUUCCCUUCCCACUGGAUAACCCUCAAGCAUGUAAAGACUCGGGAUUGACCUGCCCCCUAAAAACAGGAACUGGGUACAAAUACAAAUCUGUGAUUCCAGUGAAGUCUUACUACCCAGAUGUGAGGCUUGUGGUCAAGUGGCAGCUCAAUGACGAGAAGGCCAACAUCAUCUGGUGUGUGGAGAUGCCGGCAGAGAUCAAGUGAUUCAACCAACCUUACAACUUUUCCAGUCUCCACAGGAUUGAAGAAUGAAAAGACAUAAAACCAUAUUUUUAUAAAACAUUGUGGGUGUAUUUCAGAAUCUCUCUUUCUUUUUAAGAUCUUUGUCAUGUUAAAUCUCUACUAUGUAUGUGAGUACUCUUCUUUUGUUGUACAUACAUAAAUUGAAAUCUCUUCAUUUAUACAUGAAACCAUUUUAGAUAAUGUCAGUGGUUUGCAGAUGAACAUGUCUGUUAGUGGUUGAAUCAGUGCUUCUCUCAAAGGCAGGAAAAAGUUUGGCAGCUAUCACAAAAGGUUCCAAAAGAAAUCAAAUCAGCCAAAAUAUAACUCACAGAUUGUACUUUUUCCAGAUUGAAGACAUUUUGCCAAGAAUUUUACAGACACAGUCGUUAUCAGCUUGUUAAUAAUAUUAUCACUCUCUAAAUUGUUAAUCAUUGUUGCUUAUCUACCACGUUUACUCAAAUUUGAUUAAAUUUACAAUUAUUUUUCUUCAGUUAGUUUCGAAUACAUUAACAGAAAAUGUUAAGUUGUAUAACCUCUUGACAUGCCAUAAAAUGUGCUGAGAGUUAUCUGCCCUUGUGUACUAAAAUUCAAGGUCAGGAGACUCAAGGUGUUGCUGAAUGAGACACAUAUUGGGCAGUGUUGGUACCUGCAUUUUGAAGAUGCUGUGAUAACUUAACAACCUUACAGCUAAUUCUUGUCAUUGAUUUGAGACAUUCUAACUCAAGAACACUGUGUGCCAAAUGUACAAGACAUUUCAAAAUGUCAGUAUUGAAGUCUGUUGAAAAUAGUCACUGCAUGUGCAACUGUUCACAUUCCUCAUAUAGAACCAUAUUUUACGUUGUUGUAUAUCUAUCUAUAACUGCAUGAAGGUCAAGUGUUUCUCAUUUUACAAAUUGUAGAUUCUGUAUAGCUGACCUGAGCGAAAGUCAGUCGGUUAUUUGAAAUAUUUGUCUGAGACAGAAUGAGAUUGAUAUGUUAUAUGCAUCUAUCUUUUAUAUGUUGCAAAAUACAAGCCCUGUGUCAUGCAUGGUUAGAUUGUAACACUAGCCCGCUAUCCAGGGGCUAGUACUAAUUUCCAAGUUACCCAUUGUUUUAGCAUUACAAGGGUAUUUAUCUUUACCCAGGCUAGUAUUAAAAGCUUUUGAGUUUAGUCUAACUAUGUAUCAUGUCGAUGUAAAAAUUUCUUUAUGAUUCCUGCUGCCUACUUGAGUAUCCAUAUUAAAAUGUGGUUAGAUCUGUCCCUUUUUUUUUGUUCAAACUUUGUCAUCACUUGCUGUUGGGUGUCUUGAUCUGACCAAGUAUUUUGUGGGAGUAUAAAACUAAUAAAAUAAGUUCACAAGAGUAAAUAAUGUCUACAUUUGUUAUUCACAUCUUUUGAUGGGUGUUCUCUCAUCAAAGCUUGUGGAGCUUGUUGUGACAUUGAGGUUUAGGAUGCAGAUAUCUAAGGAGACGUCCACACAUUGAUGGCCUUAUUGUCAGAAGUUUGGUUUGACAGUGUGUCAGAAAACAGUACACAGGGCAUUUGGGGCACAGACGUGAACAUGGGAAUGAGUGAGAAAUGUACACUGACACCUUUUUAUAAGAAUAAACUAUUUUCUAUUAUGA
Haliotis rufescens (red abalone) is the source of this 2182-nucleotide messenger RNA. RefSeq names its product NPC intracellular cholesterol transporter 2-like. The transcript has 4 exons. Bases 98 to 559 code for a protein of 153 amino acids. Gene Ontology annotation, biological process: sterol transport. The record is from RefSeq and is a predicted model, not a curated record. Gene Ontology annotation, molecular function: sterol binding. Lineage: Eukaryota; Metazoa; Mollusca; Gastropoda; Lepetellida; Haliotidae.